Molecule: messenger RNA, 828 nt
Organism: Ylistrum balloti
Lineage: Eukaryota; Metazoa; Mollusca; Bivalvia; Pectinida; Pectinidae
Exons: 4
Coding region: 1-828 (275 amino acids)
Source: RefSeq, a predicted model, not a curated record
AUGGGAAGAUUAUCAACAUGCGUUGCCAUAAUUUUCGGAUGUGCGUUGGCAGCAUAUGCCCAGCUUCCUCCGAUGCUUGAACAACUGAUGGCAAAUCCGACUAUGGCGAUGGCUAUGAUGAAUGGAGGAGGACAAGGGUCUGGACCGGUUAACCCUCUUUUGAUGUCUGCCAUGAUGAAUCCAACAUCUAGUGGGGAACGGUCGUCAUCCUUCAACGAUAUGGCAAUGAUGAACAUGAUGAUGAACGGAGCAUCAGGGACUGGCAGCAUGUUUGACCAAUCACAGUCAUCAAACGGUUUAAAUAACACUUCCGCCGGAAGGGGGAUGCAGAUGCCUCCGGCGCCAGUCAGUAGAGGUCCCAAUAUAAAUGAUAUCAUGUCCAUGAUGAUGCUUUCCAAUUCAGGAGGCUCCCCAAGCUCUGAUACACUACAGAGGAUCGGGGUUAUGGGUGCGUUGGGGCGAGGUAAUACCAGGGUUCUUAACCCAAACCUUUCUCCAAAUCAGUUGAUGGACUUGACAAGAGACGGAGUUGGAGUAAGCGCCGUUCUGGCUAGGCAGAUAUGUCCACCACAGAGAUGUCCAUUCCGUGUUCCUUGUGAAAGUCCAAUAAUAACAUACAAACCAGAGACUUUCUUUGUAUGUCCAGAUUGUCCAAAAUGUCCGUUUCAAAUUAUGAUGGGAGCAAUGAAUCCGAACUUCAAUUCCAUGGGCUCCACAGGUAGGCGCCCAACAAUGAGAAGGAACCUGAGGAGCCGUCAGAGGACGGGAGCGCCAGUGCCUAUGCGUGCAUUCCAAAUAGGAACAGGAAAUUCAACAAGAACUGCAUAA